Molecule: messenger RNA, 423 nt
Organism: Funneliformis mosseae
Lineage: Eukaryota; Fungi; Glomeromycota; Glomeromycetes; Glomerales; Glomeraceae
Source: the annotation of a GenBank genome assembly
AUGACUAACGCUUUCGCAAGUUUGCCUCUUUAUCCAUUCCUUAUUUAUUGGAAUGCGUCACUCUUCCGGAUCUUUCGUGAGCGUGCCUCUUUAUCCAUUCCAGUUCCCUUUCCCAGGUUUAGACCGAGAGAUUGUUGCGGUAAAGCCGAACAAUCUGUAAUGAUAUGCGGAGAUAUUCAACCCUUAAUCUCAGUAGAAUUAGAAAAAUGGCUUCUAAAGGCCAACACUGGCUUAAAGGAUAUACCUUCUUCGGUAUCUAACAUCACAGAUGAAGAUAUGGUGUUACUAAAUACCGGCUUUCAACAUAUCCUGAUGUUAAGGGUAGGAAUUAUGUUAUUUAACAAACCUCUUAGCGAAUCUAUACUUAUAUUUAAAUAUAAUCUAAUCACGGAUUUAUAUAUUCUCCCAAAGCAUCAGAAAUGA